Messenger RNA from Acanthoscelides obtectus, 3450 nucleotides. NCBI's taxonomy places the organism in Eukaryota, Metazoa, Arthropoda, Insecta, Coleoptera, Chrysomelidae. The record is from the annotation of a GenBank genome assembly.
AGCUGCUUCUUGUAACAAGCCUAUACUCCACAUUAUCUAAAGCCAAAAUCACUGAAGACGACCCUGGCAAUUUUUGAAUUUGAGUAGAUGGCUCUGCCUGGAAGUGUCACGUUCACGUUGACACUUUACAGGUUAACAGCUGAUAAACACAGCUGUUGCGUGUGAUUUAUGUUAAUAUCUUCUAAUGUGUACUUUCUUGAAAAUAGUGUACUUUGUUCAAUCUAAUCGGAUUACUUCAUAAAAUUAGAGGAAUUUGUGACACACAAGUGCGUUUUAUCAAACUUUCUUAUACAAUGUAAAGACUUUUAUUUAAUCGUAAUCGUAUGCAGCAGUUUUAUCACUAUUGUCUCGAUAGAUGUUAAAUUUGAGUACCAGCAUAAUUUUAUUAGUGAUAACUGAAUUAUGUGAUAAGUAUCAUAUAGGGGUUGAGUGUUGAGAGAAACGUAAACUUCUGAAGUACAUCAUUUAAAAGGUGACAAUGGAAGGUGAAGAUUCCUCAAUUCAUGAUGCAGGAACAGCAGAAUCUCAAGAAAAUUUCGUAGAUGCAGAUAGUUUGCCCCCAGGAUGUUACAAUUGGUUUUGCCAUCCUGCAGGGAGAUGCCACAGGUUUAUUGCCCUCAUUUUUAUGUGCUUUUUAGGAUUUGGAUCGUAUUUUUGUUAUGAUAACCCUGGAGCAUUGAUAGACGACAUGAAAAAGGAUCUCAAUAUUACAAACGCUGAAUAUUCUAUAUUAUAUUCCAUAUAUUCAUGGCCAAAUGUGGUACUAUGUUUUUUAGGAGGAUUUUUAAUAGACAGUGUAUUUGGAAUUCGUCUAGGAGCCAUUAUUUAUUCAGCUUUCACAUUAGGAGGACAUGCAAUUUUUGCAUUAGGCGCAUAUUGUAAAACAUAUUGGCUCAUGGUAUUAGGACGAUUCAUAUUCGGUAUUGGAGGAGAAUCAUUAGCUGUUGCUCAGAACAACUAUGCUGUACUGUGGUUCAGUGGGAAAGAGUUGAACAUGGUAUUUGGGUUACAGCUCAGCUUUUCACGAGUUGGUAGCACUGCUAAUUUUUUAGCAAUGGAGCCUUUAUAUAAGUGGGUCCACAAUAUGGGUAUAAGUGGACACCAGUUACUUGGGAUAGUAUUAUUCAUAGCUGGCACAACUUGCGUGUUUUCACUUAUAUGUGGGCUGAUCCUAGGAGCAUUAGAUAGAAGGGCUGAAAGGAUUUUAUCCAGGAGUAACAAUACCUCAGGCGAGGUGGUGCGAUUGAGUGACGUUAAAAAUUUCAAAGCACCGUUUUGGCUAAUAACUGUUAUUUGUGUUACGUAUUACGUGGCAAUUUUCCCUUUUGUCACCUAUGCAAAGGAAUUUUUCAUAGAACGUUUCCAUAUGGCGUCGGAAGAUGCCAAUGUCGUGAGCAGUUUAAUCUACACAAUUUCAAUGGUGGCAUCGCCUAUUUUGGGUUUUCUAAUUGACAUGACUGGAAGAAAUAUUGCUUGGAUUUUAGGAGCGAUACCUAUAACCAUGCUUGCACAUAUCCUACUUACUUUUACGGUGCUGAAUCCGUAUGUUGGAGUGGUUAUUAUGGGUAUUGCAUAUUCUGCCUUGGCCAGCAGUUUGUGGCCUUUGGUCUCUCUUAUUAUUCCAGAUUAUCAGCUUGGAACUGCAUACGGAGUCCCCAGAGGAAGAACUCCAUGGGCGUUAGAUCGCACGAUCUUGGCUGUUGUUUCCAAACUUUUGUCCGCCGACGCAUCCGAGACAGAGAAACAACCGCCCGUCUCUCAAAUCGCGAAAGAAACCUGGAGAAGAAGUUUCCGAGCCCUCCUCAGUCGCUUGUCCGUAAUGCCAAAUUUUGCGGCCUGGUCAAGUUUCUGUGGCCACUCAAUCAUGCUAUGUUUAUUAAUCUAUUGUAAAUCUAGCUACUUUUGGUAUUUGAUAUAACAUUUUGUUUUUAGAUGUCAAGCAAUUCAAAAUCUGGGUCUAGCUGUGAUAAAUAUCGUAACUGGUGUUAUUGUUGACAAAUAUGGAUUUGUGGCCUUAGAAAUAUUCUUCCUCUGUUGCCUGUCGGCGGCACUUCUCUCUACAAUGGGUAUGGCAAUAAUGGACAAAAUGCAAAAUGGCACUCUUAAUAUGUCAAGAGCACAAAGGCAAAGGCAUCAACAGAGCAUUAUUAUAUCAGGAGCGCUGGAAAGGGAAAAACUACUUGCCGGAGGAGGGGAGUCGUCAACUGAUAUGUACGAUUCCACUGCUGACUUACCUGCGAACAACAGCUCUCAGCCUUCAACAUAAGCCGAAGAUGAUAGUCAUGGACGAGUGUUGCAUCAAGCUGUAUCUGAAGACAUAUUAACUUGUUUUUCUUCAACUACCUUCAAACCCCAUUUAAUUUGGUCAGAGGACAGGUUUUGAUCAAAUUAUGUGCUUAUGUAAUGAACUUUUUCCAUCAAAACUUACUGUGUCUGACCAUAGAUCAAACUGUUCCAUGUCUUCAGAAUAUGUGGUCUCAUACACUUACAUCUAGCAAAUACUUCAAUUGUGAUAUGAAUGUAUCAAAAAUUAUACGUAACGAUUUAGAAAUGUCAAUUGUUAUUUUUAUAAGACCUAUUGCUUGCUGUGUAUACUGUUGAGUACAAAUAGCAAGUACAUAUUUCUCGAAGUAAAUUUCCGAAUCAUUAUUUAAGUAUAACUUAUUGUCGAUAGUUUGUAUAGAAGGUACAUUAUAAUUUUCUGUAUCGAAGGUUAAGUUUUUAACUAUCGCAUUCAUUCCAUUUUGUACAGGCUCGCAUAUCCUUUUUGUUAAUAUAACAAUAAUACUGAACAAAACGUUAUAUGGACUGCAUACAGAUAUAUAUAGAUUGUUGAAAUUAUUAAUAUAUUUUAUUUGUACCAUUCAAUAUUUCACAAUAAAUUAAUGUUUUAUGUUAUGGGAUACAGAACUGAACACAUUAUUUUAUCAGCGUUAUAGGAAAGUGAAUGAAGCUAAGUUGUUCUAACGAGAGAUCAAGGUAUUUAGUUUGAAUAGAGAUAUUGGAAUAGAUAUCUAACAAUUCUCAGACCCAUUUCGCAUUGCACAUUAGAUAAACUUUUAUAGAUAGAUAAAGGUUUCAGAGAUUUAGUGAAACUGGAACUUUAAAUUUACAUUUUUAAAUUGCUACUUUUGAUAAAUUGCAAUUGCAAUAUAUGGUAUUUGUCCUACAAACAAAUUUACAUAUUGAAUUCUCGAAUGCAAUAAAUUGUGACAUGGUUGGAGCAACUUUUCUCAAUGUUAUUUUUGGUGAUUUGUCAUUGACAUUUAUCGCUUCAUUUUCUACACAAAUACUCCUUGUUGACCAGUCUGUACUUUUGUGAGAAAUCUGCUCUAAGUAAGAAUUUGUUUUAAUACAAGAGGUAUUGAGACAGUAUAGUGCAAACUAUGUAAUUAAUGUUUAUAUAUAUAUUUUAGUAGUUAAGUGAAACUAAUUAAAAAAUAAAUAUAG